This is a messenger RNA of Effrenium voratum, 6071 nucleotides long. The record is from the annotation of a GenBank genome assembly. Lineage: Eukaryota; Dinophyceae; Suessiales; Symbiodiniaceae.
AAAACGACCAGCGCUGUCGUAAAUUAAGAAAUUGCCGUGGCAGCUGCGCCAGAGCCAUGAAGGGAGAGGGGCAUCACUUCGCUUGGGGUGGCAAAGGGGGGAAGGGCUGGAGGAAAGGUGCCUGGGCCAAAGGUGCCAAAGGUGCCAAGGGUGCCAAAGGGGCCAAAGGGGCCAAAGGGGCCAAAGGGGCCAAGGGUGAGGGCGCCGGCGCGAGGGGCAACACUUGGCAGAGCCUCAGCACCGAGCUUUUGGAAGAGGGCGAGGAGAUUCGCCUCCGGCGAUUUGAUGCGACCGUGGUGGGCCCGUUUGUUGUAAAGCACGCCCAGGGAGUGUACAGCUUCCAAUCUGGCGAGGGCUUUUUAAGGAUCCGAAAGAAAGGCGCUGUGGACCUGAAAGGGAGGCUAGGAGGUCCCUGGACGAAGUUCUGGCUGUCCACCCAAAGUGAGGGCACAGGCGCAGAGGUGGCCAACAUCGCUCUAUUUGGUAUUUCCAGUGGGCUUUGGCUUACCAUCGCGGCUGAUGGCUCUUUGGGAUCCAAUGUCUCGCGCUGCUGUGUGCAGCUGGAGCGCAAAUCCCGGCCCCCGGACAACGACAGACAGCCGCACAUGCCGCCAGAAACGCCUCCGGUGCCAGAUCUAGUGCCAGCACCAGAAACACCAGAGACCGAGGAGGAGCCGGAUUUGGACCCGUCAGUGUUUUGGCUGAAGGAGUUUCAAAAUCCCUCGGUUUUUGAGCUGAACUUUCCUCCUUUGCAUCCGCUGGACAGCUACCUGACCCAUGAGAUGGGCCGGGUGGAGGGUGUUUUGGACUUUGAAGUCAAUGAGCAACAGCUGCUGGCAGCCUGGGUGACGCUCCUGUGCCGCUAUGGCCGCGCGGAGGACGUUUUAGUGGCCGUGGCGCAGCCCGCCCAACCGGACGCAGACGCCGCGGCUGUGGACGUGGUGCGCUUGCCGGGGCUCGGGGACUGGUCGCUCUGCCGGGCGGCCGAGGUGGCCUCGGCCCGUCUCAGCGCCGCGCGCCAGGCGCGCGAAGUGGCGGCGGCCGGGGGCCAGCGCUUCCCGGUGCCGCCGGAGUGCCGCGUAGGCUUCGCCUUGGAGGCUGCUGCUGGGCUGGAGUGGAGGCCUUUCGGAGUUCAGGAGGUGCGACGGCUCAUGAUCCAGCUCGCCGCAAGACCUGCGCUGAGCUCAGGCACCUUCGAAUCCAUGCGGACCUCGGUGACGUUUCAGCAGGGCUUCAUCCAGACCUCCAUGGCGGAGCGGCUCCUUGGGCAUUUGCACACCCUCCUCAUGUCAGAUGUGGACAUCCCCUGCGCUCAGCUGGAGUUAUGCAGUGCGGAGGAAGAGCAGCAGAUCUUGCUCUGGAGCGACUGCCGCGAAGCUGAGAAAUAUGGAGACGGCUGCAUCCAUACUUCCUUCUUCGCGCAGUCUCAGCUCAGCCCAAACCAAACGGCAGUGAUCGAUGAGCCUCGGUCCUUGACGUACCGGCAGCUGGCUAUUGAGGCCAGCCACUUGGCCACCAAGCUGCUUUCGUGCAAGGUGAAGACGGACAGCCUGGUGCCACUCAUGGCGCAGCGCAGCCUGGAGAUGAUUUUGGGGAUCUUUGGGAUCCUCGUCGCGGGCGCUGGGUACGUGCCGCUGGAUUCGAAGUGGCCGGAUGACCGCGUGGCAGAAGUGAUCGCCCAAUGCUCGCCCGCAGCGGUUUGCGCGGGCCCGGGGUAUGUGGAGCGGCUUGCCAGCCUCGCCCAGGUAGUUGAGAUCCAGCUGGGCAAUCAUCAGCAGAUGCAUUUACCUGACAUUGAGGUGAGCAGCUCGGGUCUGGUCUACUGCUUCUUUACUUCCGGGUCCUCGGGGAAGCCCAAGGGGGUCAUGGUGAACCAUUGCGGCCUGGUCCACCGCAUCCAAUGGUUUCAAGAGCGUUGGCAGAUGCAACGAGGAGACUGUUGCAUCCUGAAGCACAGCUACACCUUCGGCCUGUCCGAGUGGGAGAUCUUUUGGCCGCUGACGGUGGGGGGCACGCUUGUCCUUUGCAAGCCAGACGGGGAGAAGGAUAUGGAGUACCUUUGGAAGCUUUCGGCGCAGUACCGGGUGCCUUGCCAGGUCUUUGUUCCAUCCGUGCUCCGCGCUUUGCUGGAGUAUGCGGAGCUUGAGGCGGAGGACUCCCGGCUCUGGCCGCUGUGGCCGGAUCUGCGGACCGUGAUCACCUGCGGGGAGGCCCUCCCCGCCAGCCUGGCCCAGCAGUUCUUCGACCUGCUGCCGGCGGCGCUGGAGAAUUUGUAUGGCCCCACGGAAGGGGAGAUGACGGUGUGGCAGUGCCCCAAGGGCCGUGUCUUGCAGAGCAUCCCCAUCGGUGCGCCCAUGGGGGGCUCCAAGAUCUUGCUGGGCACGCAGGGCGGCUUGGCGGCCAUCGGCGAGCCGGGGGAGAUCUUGUUUGGGGGAAGCUUCAUCGCGCGGGGGUACCUGGGGAUGCCCGAGCUCACCGCCGAGAAGUUCGUACCGGACAAGUUCGAGCCCGAGUUCCAGGAGUCCCAAGACGCGCCGUCCCGGCUCUAUUGUUCAGGGGACCUGGCCAGGUGGGGCAUGGGCCGGGACGGGGAAGGCGUGAUGGAGUUCCUGGGGCGCAGCGACUUCCAGGUGAAGCUGCGGGGCUUCCGGAUCGAGCUGGGGGAGAUCGAGGAGGUGCUGCGUGGUGCCAACAAGGCGGCCGUGGUCACCGUGGCGGGCCAGGGCUCGCAGCAGCGGCUGGUGGCCUAUGUGGUGGACCCAAAGGCGAUGGAUUCGAAUGCCAAGGAGGUGGAGGCUUCUGUGUGUGGGAUUUGUGCGGGCAGACUGCCGGCGUACAUGGUGCCGAGCCAGGUGGUGUUGCUGGAGAGCUUGCCGAGGACGGCCAGCGGCAAGGUGGACAGAAAGGCCUUGCCAGCUCCGCCGGAGAGCUUCGGGGAGGGCUCGGUGGCAGUUGUGGCCCCACGGGGUCCUCUGGCAGCUUUGGAGUCGCGGAUCCGGGAGGUUUGGGCGGAGGUCCUGGACAAAGAGGCUUCCGCCUUGAGCGUGGAGGCUGAUUGGCUGCUGGUGGGGGGCAACUCCCUGCUGGCGGGCCGCGCCACCUCCUUGCUGCGGCAACGGCUCGCUGUGCAGCUGCCAGGCACCACGAUGUACACUCACAGCACCAUCGCCCGCCUGGCGCAGCUCGCGGACUCCUUAGGCGCCUCUGCUUCGGAGGCAGAAGCGGGAGCGGGCGAUGCCGAGCAAUGCAAGCAGCUGGUCCGAGGAAGAGACCGCUACAAGGGCCUCAGCUCGAGGACCUGGCGCAGCUGGAUGUUGCAGAUCUUGGUCUCCGUGGCUGGGCUUUGCCUGGGCGACACGGCCUCCUGGGCCUUGCGGGGCUUGGCGCUGUGGAGCCUCUACGAGGCCUUAGGCGACCCUGCGGGCACCUGCGCAGCUGGAGAGGCGGUGAGGUUCAACUGGAUGGCCUUCCUGGCCGGCACCGCCUUUCUGCUGGGGGCCAUGGUGGGGCUGGAGGCGUGCUUCUGCGUGGCCGCAAAGUGGCUCCUCGUGGGGCGUUUGGAGCCCGGCCGCUUCCCGGUCUACAGCGGGCCGUAUUUCAGGUGGCUUUUUGGUCGGCACUUGGUCGAGAAGUGCCGGGACCGCGUGUCCGAGUUCACAUCAGGCACAUCUCUGCUGGUGCGCUUUUACCGUGCCCUCGGCGCCCAGAUUGGGCAGCGGGUGGAUCUCAACGACCCGGAGCUUGAGGAACCGGACUUGAUCAUCAUUGGGGAGGACGUGGAAAUCCAUCACGCCCGCCUCGGCACCUCAGGCUUGGUGGACGGCGAGCUGCUGCUGGGCACUGUGGAGGUGGGCUCCAAUAGCCGGAUUUUGCCGCGGGCCAUGGUGGUGAUGGGCUCCCAGAUCCCCGCAGGUUCGGAGGUGGCUCCCAUGUCCACCACCAGCGGCUGGAUGGGGCCGGUGGGGGCCUUCUGCCCGUUAACGAAGUCCUCCAUCGGGAAGUUCCAGCACUGGCAGCUCCAGGACCAUCUGCGGAUAUUUCUUGGCCUGCCGUGGUUGCUGCUGCUUCAUAGCCUUCCGGUCUUGAUGGUGGUGAUUGGCCUGGAACAGCUUUGGUUGAGCGGCUGGCGCUUGCUCUUUGGGAUUGCGUUGCUGCUCGUCCGCCAGGCCUAUGCCCUGGGGUUCCUCUUCCUCACGAUCUUGCAGAAGCGUUUCCUCGUGGGUCGUUUGGGGCCGCAGGCGCCGGGGGAGGUUUGCGCCGAGGGCUCCUGGGCCUGGCACUGGGAGGAGUUCCGCGUGUGGCUCCACGAAAUGGCGGUGGCGGCCCGCGCCUUCGAUGACGCCGUGGACCCCUUCGUGGGCACGGAGAUCCUGUCGUGCUUCUACCGGCUCCUUGGUGCCUCCAUCGGCCGGCGUGUGCAGAUGGACAACGUGUACCUUGCAGAGCACGACUGCCUCGUGGUGGAGGAUGACGUAGUCUUCGGGUCCGUGGUGUCCGUGCACUGCGGGGAGGUGCGGCGGGAGGUGCGGCUGUACCGCGGCUCCAACGUCUUGGACCACGCGGUGCUCCUGGGCGGCGCCUUGGUCGGGGAGCGCGCGGUGCUGGGCUCCGCGUCCCUGGCGCCGGAGGACGCCUACUUCCCCCCGGAGAGCGUGAGCACCGGGCAGGUUGGUGGUAGACCUGUGCGUCUCCGCUUCCAAGCGGCCAGUGGCGAGCAGGCGGCCGAGUGGGAAGCCCUGCGCAGGCUCAACUCUGCGUGGUUCUGGGUCGGCAACGCCGCAAUGGUGGCAGCCGCAUUGCUGUGCAGCCCUGUGCCUGCGUACCAGUGCAUGCUGACGUACCAGAUCUACCAGGUGGUCUGUCAAGUGGUGCCCUGGCCCCUGGCGGUCGCUGCGCUGCCGGCGCUCUUUGCCGCGUCUGCGGCGGCGGUGCUGGCGGCCAACUGGGCGCUGAAGCAGGUGCUCAUCGGCGAGUACCGGGCUGGAGGCUACGCUUUCUUCGGGUCUCUUCACCUGAGCUGGAUGGCCAUGCUGAUUUGGUCCACUGCCAUGGAGGAGGUGACCCCACUUUUGGCCCAUGCCCAGGACGCCUUGGACGCGCUGCAGGGAACCGAGCUGCUCAGCAUGUACUUCCGGGCCAUGGGCGCGAAGGUGGGUCAGAACUGCUGCCUUUUCGGCCUGGCCUUCGAGUACGACCUGCUGGAGGUUGGGGACUUCUGCUGCAUCGGCUGGGAGUGCGACACCACGUGCCAUACCGUGGAGAACAUGGUCAUCAAGCUGGCACCCACUGUGCUGGAAAGCUUCACCUCCAUGCUGCCGCACUCCAUGGUGUCCCCGGGCGCCACGCUGCACGAGGGCGCGGUGGUGCUGGAAAACUCCCAGGUGCUGAAGGGCGAGGCGGUGCCUUGCGACGAGGUCUGGGCGGGGCUGCCUGCGUCCAGCUGCGAGCUCCGAGCCAAAGAGGUCAAGGAGGUGAAGGAGGUGAAGGAGGAGGGCACGGAGGCCACUGAGAAGGCGCAGGAGAUUUCCGCGGAGAUCAAGGACACCAAGGUUGAUGCAAAAGAGCGCCGGGCUCGCCUGAAGGAUUGGGACAUCGUGUCGUUUGGCAACAAGGCCUUUCUGGUUGAGAAGCUUUGGAACAGCUGCUUCACCUUCCAAGUGUACGACGAUGCGCCUCGCGGGCACCUGCGCAUCCGCAACGGCCAGGUGGACUUCAACGGCGGCCGUGGGAAGUUUGCACAGUUCCGGGCCGUCAAGAGCGAUGGCCUCACACUGCAGAAUGUGGGCACCGGCCUCUUCUUGCAUGUUGAGGGCGGCAGGUUUUCGGGCCGAGCGGCGCCGUCGGUGUUGGACAUCUCCGUGCUCGGCAAGGCUCAGUUGACUGCCAAGCUGCAGAAAGAGCGGGAGCUGGAGGAGGCGGAUCUGAUGUUCGGCGAGAAGCGCCGGAAAGCGGCAUAUGCCCUGCAGUCAUCUCGUUAGAAACUAACGCUUGUCUCUUCAGUGGCUGGCACCAGGCCGGUCAUUUUAUGCACAAGCUGUAGCCACAUGCUGGCGAACAACGUCAGAUUGAUU